Peniophora sp. CBMAI 1063 is the source of this 384-nucleotide messenger RNA. Lineage: Eukaryota; Fungi; Basidiomycota; Agaricomycetes; Russulales; Peniophoraceae. The record is from the annotation of a GenBank genome assembly.
AUGGACGCAACCUGCAUAAGCGAGUUCCAGAGCGUAUGCUCGAGAUUCGAUGACUACAAUCCUGGGCACCCUACUCCACUAUCCUAUGAAGACCGUCAGCACACAAUACCGGGUUUCGGCGCACGUGUAUCAGGCACGAGCCAAAAAUCCUUUCGACCAGCUCAGCAGGUUCGUGCAGACUUCCACUUGGCAGUGCUCGCGCCGACCUGUGCUUCGCGCAUUCCAGCCAUCUUGAACUCGACAAACGAUCUUAGAGCCUGCAAGGCCAUCCUCAGGGCGAUCCUAACUUCAUCUCCCAUCGCUUCCGCAUACGCAGUCGGUGUUAUCGCCGUGACCGUGGCCGGCAAUGUGCGGGGCUAUGGCGUCUACGUCCGGCGAGAAUGA